GUUCCAUCAAUAAAUAAAAAAAGACUGGCGCAAUGUUUAAUUUUCCAUCAUUUGGCAUUUAUAAUUGAAACUAGCAAAACGACGUCGCAUGUUGUGAGUCGAGUCACUCUCCUAAAACCCUUAACAUCCACCGCGCCGCCACCGCCACCGCCAAAUCGCCGGUGGUACGAACCUACAUGGAGAAGGAGGAUGAGAAGAAGACUAAGGUAUACGAGAGCUACGUGGUUGUUCACAAUAUAGCGAAGCGGCACAACGUCGGGACGCUCGCCCGCAGCGCUACAGCUUUCGGGGUGGCGGAGAUGAUUUUGGUCGGCCGCCGCGACUUCAACGCCUUCGGCAGCCACGGAUCCACCUCGCACAUACGUUUCCGACAUUUUCACACCCUCUCUCUUGCCCGUACCUAUCUCAAGGAGAGGGACUGUGACAUAUGUGGAGUGGAGAUCACAGAUAAUGCCGUGCCAGUUAACGCCCAUCCUUUCAGGAAGAGCACUGCUUUUCUCGUGGGCAACGAGGGAACAGGGCUUUCUCCAAAGGAGUGUGAGAUGUGUGACUUCUUCGUUUACAUUCCACAAUAUGGUGGUGGCACUGCUUCUCUAAAUGUAACUGUAGCUGCCUCCAUUGUCCUACAACAUUUUGCAGUUUGGGCAGGAUUCUCUGAAAGAACUCGUGAAGGGAACAAGUUUAUUGUUGCCGAUAAACCUGCUUUGACGGGAAGGAAAUUCUGUGCAGAAACAGCAGAAUCCAUAGCAGAGGAACGGAAACUGAAGAAGGAAAGCGCUGCAAAUGGCUUCUUUUCUGAGAGUGGGAGCAAUGAAAAUCCUUCCAACCUUUUGGAUUCAUUGUUUGACUCAUAACGAAAGGGACUUCCCAAUUUUAAGGUGCUUUGGACAUCUACCUGCUCUAGAUUGCACUCCUUUCAUAAAAGAGGUUGAAUCUGACUUUGUAUGCAAUUCACAAACACCAGAAGCCAUUGAAGGAAUGCAUACAGUUAUAUGUAUCUGAUAUUAGUAAAAGUUCAAGGUGUAAGAGGUGAAGAUCGAGAAAUUUGAUCAGUUUUCCCUGACGGUAAGACUUGUGUAGUAAAUUAUUCUUGUGUUAGUAUUAUGCUACCAAACACAGUAUUUAUAGAAAAUAUCUGGAAAUUUUCAUUUCUGCAAUCUGAACUGAAAAUGGUUGAUGCAGCAAUUAUUUCUGUAAGUAUGAUUGAUUUUUUAUGCUUAUUAUUUGAAUAUGCUACUAUUAAUUUUCUCA
Messenger RNA from Salvia splendens (bonfire salvia), 1251 nucleotides. Its product is annotated as putative TrmH family tRNA/rRNA methyltransferase. Gene Ontology annotation, molecular function: RNA methyltransferase activity; RNA binding. Bases 177 to 854 code for a protein of 225 amino acids. The record is from RefSeq and is a predicted model, not a curated record. Gene Ontology annotation, biological process: RNA processing. The transcript has 4 exons. Lineage: Eukaryota; Viridiplantae; Streptophyta; Magnoliopsida; Lamiales; Lamiaceae.